GCGGAGUGAGUAACAGGGAGUCGCAACCGAGGACCCACUCAGUCACCACGAGAUCGGCAAGCCGAAUGGUCAACCGCGCCGGUUCUCCCGUUCGGUAUAGUCUGCGCACAACUCGAAGGGAUCAAAACAAGGACACGUUGUCGAUCGGCGUGCCAGUUCGCGGAUGCGUUUCGUCGACACAACCCGAGGGAUCAGGGAAUCCGAACGCGCGAUGUGGAGAUUUUUAGUGCGCUGUUAUGUCACUUUGACAUCGAUCUGACGUGAUUUCUCAUCGAUCGUAUCGUCUCGACGAGCCUGAUAUCAACUUCGAGAACUGACUUUGCCCGGAGGGAAGGAUCGCGGACGGACCGGAAGUGUGUGAGUGGAUGCGAGCUAGAAGUGGAAGACUCUCCUGCAGGAGGACGAGGAAGAGAUGAUCGAGCUGCUGGUGGCCGGAGCGUUCGCCCUCGCCACACUAAGGCGGUAUUCGGUGGCACAGACGAUUACCUGGAUGAGCCUCGCAUUCUUCCUGAGUUCGGGCCUGAAUACGGUUUCAGGUGCACCUGCAUUCGGCCUUCGCACCGCCGUAUCAAACACAAAUACCAUGGACCGUUGGUUGCAACCGUGUGGCAAUCCAGUGGCGAUGCAGUUCAAGAGGAUGCCACAGAGGCACAGCGUGCACAGGACCCUGAAGAGGGUGCGCACCCAGUUACGAGUAGCUCAGAAUCACUUUAGAAUGCAUCUGAAGGAUGUGCACGAUAUAUACUCGAAGGUGUACAAAGUGCUGAAGGGGCAGUACAGAAUGCCCUGGCUCCCCGAGAAGGAGCUCGAGUGGUAUUCCAGGGAGGUUUGGUGUCUCGAAAAGGGAAAGAAAGCUGACCGUGCGCUUCCGCAUCUUCACGAUUCGCUCCAAAGGUUCGCCAUCACGUUCCAUCAUCUCAGAGCUUUCCGUCUGAAAUCUAACAUUAACGUUGAUCUCACGAUGAACAGGAGAAACGAGAUCAUUAAUCAAAUGCACAAUGAGAUUCUUAGGGUUCUCUGCGAGGUGGAGACAGCCAUUUUGAACCUGGGCCUGCAAGUGCCAACAGCACACACGGCCAAAAUUGUCACGGAAAGUUCAAACUGGGCAAAGGAGGGCGACUUGACCCUGAUGUUGAUUCAGGAUUGGGGCGUUAUCAGAUUGUAUCAGACGUUCCUGAAGGCCUGGACCGAAGCGUUUCGCAACGCAACCGCGCCAGGACCGGGCACAUGUGACCCGAACAGGCCACGUCCAGCAGCGAAGAACAUUAACAAAGGAUCCGGGCCAAAGGGUAAGAGGAUAUCGAAGAUUAAGAAACAAAACAAGCCAAUUAGGAAGCAACCAGUGGCCGGUGGCCAGAAAAGUUCCUUGCCUCAGGGACCACGAAAGGGUAUUCCGAGGAACAGACUGUUGAGAAAUAAACAAAAGAAACUCGUAAAAGUAUGAUGAAAUUAAUCUUACAAAGGCUUCUUACGAUUUUCAUCAGAUCUAUCAAUUAUUUUGAAGGGAGGGUUAACAGGCAAAUGCUACUUUGCGACAAGGAACUCUCUAUUAUUAUGACUGGAUCGCCUUUAGCGAACUACAUUUUACUAUUUCUUGCAAUUAUUAAUUUAUAAAGCAUUUUUAACGCAUAUUUAAGGAACGUAUCUAUGUUUUUUUUUUUUUUUUUAUUUUAUUUUAUUUAGACGAUUUGAGAUUCGUUCGGUUAUAUCAGGUCUGGGCAGUUCUUUUUGGGCUCUAGAUUGCCUAAGAGCAAAAUGUUGGACAGUGUUAGAGAUAUUAAGGGCAUCAAAUUGCUCAGGCCUAUUUUAUAUAGUAUUUUCUUUUAUAAUCCUUUUUAUUUGUGUUUUUAAUAUUAAUUUAUUAUUUAAAAAUGAUACGCCUGUGGAUCUUCCCUAGGAAAAGAUUUUUCCAUUAUUUGAACGAUCGUUGACGUAUACAUUCUUUUAUUUUAUUUAUUUCAUUAUUACGAUUAUAGAUGCUUAGUAUUUUGCAAUCUUGCCAGUUUGUUCCGAUGAGAUAGUUAGAAUUAGAAAAGAACGACAAUCGUAUUAAUUUCGACAACUGGUGCGUUUUGAUAUAGUUAUUGAAAAAUCAAGUUGUAUACUAGAGACCAGUAUUAAGAAGUGUACUUCAGAAACAGUAUUAUGUUUAAUAACAUACUUAAUAAAUAGAAUAGCGACAACACUAAUAAGAUAAUUGAUUCUUUGUACGAGGUGAUGAAAUGAUUAGAAUAGGAAAUCAGAAUCUUUGCAUUCGACGCAAUCGAUACUUGAUUAACACGUUGAAUGGCGCCCUAUAAUUACGAUUAUUUAAAACACAAUCGUUUCAUUUUUCAAUUUGAAUGUGACUUAAACAUUUUUUUCUCUCAGUUAUUCGAUUGUAUUGAAUUUAUGGCACCGGUUACCGAUGGCCUCCACCGCAUUCAACAUGUUAAUCGUGAAAAAUAAAACACAAUACGACGAAGGCUUGAGAUGGUAUCGAAGAUUUCGUAACGUGCGAACAGUCAUCGAUUUAAUCGCCAAGAAAAGAGAAGGAACAAAUGGACGAUGGGUUCGUCAAACUUAUUUAUUGUAGCUUUAACGUAAACAGGCGAAAAGUCGUUAAUGUCGUUUAGCUGUGAUAUCUCGAGCGUACGCGGACAUACAGAGUUCCUACGUUUUUAAUUAUAAAUAGACAUAUUAUAUUAGAAUUGUAAGUGGCGUGUGUUAACGCGUACAACACGUAUUUAGUUAUGUAUAAAAUCGUUAAUCCUCUUUUCUAUUUUUCUUUUCCGUCAGUCCGUAGAAUCUCGCGUCUCGUCACGUACAUGACAGUUUUUAUCUAUUAAUUUUCUUCUCAUUCGUUUACAAAUGUAUGCGAACAAUUGUAGAGCAUUUUGUACGAAAUAUUUUUCGUUAUAGUAGACUAUUGAUAACUUGUUGGUCAAAGUAAGUACUUACAUGUAGAGGGUAAUAGCGGAUAGUUAUCAAGUCUACUACAUCUCAGUUCUGUAUUAAUUAAGGAACCCUAUUCGAUGAACGCCAAAUUAUAGGAGUUUGUGAUUAUUUUUUACAGAAAGAUUUUUUUCAGAAAAAUUACAAUGUAAAUUUAAUUAAAAUUUUAUAAAUUACAAAAAUCUUUCGUUAAAAUAUAGAAUGUUUAAUUUUAGUCAAAACAUUUUUUAUAUAUUUGGUAGAUCUGGAUCUCAAUAGUUGUUUAAAAAAUUAUGAAUUUAUUUUUAAAAAGUUUUUAAAGGGUUCCUUUAAAUUUAGAUGAAAUUGACAAAGUAAUUUUGCUGUAGUUUUUCAAUAGAUUGAAAUAACAGACGGGAGAAAUAUUAUCAAAAUACUAAUAAAAAGACUGCGGAUGUUUAUUGCAAAAAUUAAUUAUAUGAUACGUAUAAGAAAAUAAAAUAAAUUCUUUAGAACGUGUAAAAUAUGUAAAAUCUUAGAAUUAAGGCGAUAGUUUGAAACACUUGAAGAGUGAAGAUAUUUUAUAAGUACAUACUUAUAUGUACAUAAACAUUCGCAGUCUUGUAAUGACAUAAAGGAGGAAAUAAACUUUAAUUAAGGAGGCAUUCCCAUUUGGAAGGGCCAUUUUUAGACAAUUCUUAGAAGUGGAAAUUAAUCGACCAAGAUUCGAUAGUUGAUACUAUUAAUCUUAAUUGGAUAAUUAAUUUUUAUGAAACAGAGUCAUUCGGGCAGAUUACUUAGUUUCUUGAACAAAAUUUUCAAUAUGAUGAUUUUCAAUAGAUUCCGUAAAAUAUAAGGUCAUCAAAGUGUCAAAAUUGAACAAACAAAAAUUUACAAUUUUUUCAUUACUCUGUAAUAAAAUUCAAGCGAAUUUAAUUGCUAAUGUAAUAUGAUAUAAUUGUUUUUUUAAGAACCUCUUCUCUAGUGUACGGAUAUUUAGGAUAUUUCAUAACGAAGGGACCAUUACGAUUCGUAAGAAUGAUUCGCGUACGCAGUGAACUUUGAUGAACACAACGCAACUUCGCGAUAAUGAGAGUACAAGGUGUCACAAUAAUGUUUCGAGUAUGUCACUUAAAAAUUAAACAAAUGUGUAAACCGUGAAGUCAUCGAUUUAAAAAUAACUUAUCUGAUCAUAUGUAUUUUUGUCGAUACUCAUUUUCUGGUAUCUGUUUUGGUAUCGAUCUUUCUAUCUUUGGCAUUAUCAGAAAAAAGAUUAUUUAAAAAAUUUAUUCGAGAAAAACUAGUUCAUUAAUUAAUUUAAUUUUUAUGUUAUUUGAAACUCAAACAGCUUGUUCGAUGACUAAAUCAAUUGAUAGUGUUCUGAAAACUUUAUUAUCACAUCUUGUACAUUAAGAUUGUUACAUAAAUAAAUUCAUUAAUAAUAACGAAUUUAUGGAUCAUUAAAAUUCCUAAAAAUUUCUAUGUAAAUGGCAUAAGUCAAUUAACGUACACAUGAACUUAUUUAUGUAACAACCUUGUAAUUUGUUUAAAUAAAGACAAUCUAUGCUUUGUAUCGGAAUCUGUACUUAGUUUAUAAAACACUGUACUGUAAUGUUAGAUAUUUUUGUACUUGAUAUUCACACACGACGUGAUACUGGAACGUUUUUUUUUUAUACACGUGCACAUAGAUCGUAAGGAUUCCAUUUUGCAUUUUAUAUCAAGUAUACGUAGUAGGUAUAUUUAUUCUGGCGUACACAUAGGCGUACAUAAUGUUACGAUUUAUUUAUUAUAUCACGUUACCAUUGCAUAUAU
This is a messenger RNA of Osmia lignaria (orchard mason bee), 4704 nucleotides long. RefSeq lists its product as uncharacterized. Lineage: Eukaryota; Metazoa; Arthropoda; Insecta; Hymenoptera; Megachilidae. The record is from RefSeq and is a predicted model, not a curated record.